Knipowitschia caucasica is the source of this 717-nucleotide messenger RNA. Lineage: Eukaryota; Metazoa; Chordata; Actinopteri; Gobiiformes; Gobiidae. The record is from the annotation of a GenBank genome assembly.
AUGGGAGCUUUGUCUGACCAUAAAGCCCCCCCAAUCCCCACUCUGAUGCAUGUGACCAUAGAGUCUCAAGGGCUGCCCACAAGCCUGACCCCAGGAUGGGACCAGGCUGGGAGUCACAUCUGGGGCGACAUGUAUGGAUACAGUCACGCUGAAUCAGCCCGUCCAGCACCUCAGAAGUCCCUGGGUUCAGUCAAUAACCCUCCUGAAGUGCUUCUGACCAUCCCCGCUCUGACCGCCACCGUUGGUUUUCCCUUCUCCUAUUUGAUCCCAGAAAACACGUUUGUGGACCCAGAGGAUGGAGCAGCUGAUUCCUUGUCUAUACAGAUGACGCUGAUCGAUCCGCCUCCUCCGAGCGUUGGCUCCUGGUUGUUUUUAGAUGGCCUUGAGUUACACGGGAUCCCGCUUGAAAUCGACACUCCCUUUGCCCCUCAGCAUGCCACCCUACUGUCCCGGGACAAAGGAGGCCUAACGAUUCUCUACUUCUGUCAGAGAACCACUGGAGUCGUAGCCAUUUUUCCUGCCAACCACACACUGUCAGAGUGGGGCAAGGAUUUGAGGGCACUGAGGCCGAGACGGGCUCCGCUACUGCAGCCUGAAAUCCCUCCGCCGCCGCUGCGUCUCUGGAUCGCUCUGAAUGAAGCGAACCAAAACUGGCAGCAACAGUCGGAUAUUGACAAACGACAUUUACCCUCAAAAUACAAGUUCUUCAAAAACUGA